Molecule: messenger RNA, 5351 nt
Organism: Dreissena polymorpha
Lineage: Eukaryota; Metazoa; Mollusca; Bivalvia; Myida; Dreissenidae
Product: sushi, von Willebrand factor type A, EGF and pentraxin domain-containing protein 1-like
Exons: 25
Coding region: 238-4587 (1449 amino acids)
Biological process (GO): cell-matrix adhesion
Source: RefSeq, a predicted model, not a curated record
UAAGAUAACACGAAUCAAUUUCACCGAUGACAAUGUGACAAUUGUGUUAUGGCGAGUGUCAAGACGACAACGAUGUCAGCAUUUCUAGUCGCGAUAUACAUAGGGGUUUUCUGUAGCGCAUCAUCUAAUGCAGAGAAUAACGUUGAGUACGUCAUCGAAUGGAACACGAAUCAAAGAUAAGGACAUUCCACGUUUCCGAAAGUAUUUGUAUUGCGUGCAGACAUCAUUGGGGCAAUCAUGUUACGUAUGUUGAUGUGUCUGUUUUCCGGAUUAAAUUUAUCCAACUGCAUUGACCUUUUUGGUUGUCUAGACCUCGACAAUCAUACCAAUUGGCAAGCAAUCGGACCACACAUACAAGAAAUCAAGUAUGUACGUUCCUCAAACCGCUUUCGAGCCUCUGUGCAAUGUGAGCCCGGCUAUCAAGGUUUUGUGCUUUUUCAACAGAAAUAUAGCGAUCGUUUUCCAAUGGAUUGCAUAAAUGGGUCAUGGACGUUUGCUUCACCUUGCAUGGAAGUUGUUUGCCCAGACAUUUCCAACAAUGAUACAUGGAAAACAAACGGGGAAAAUAUACAACGCAUCGAAUAUUUGCCAAGUUCUUUGUCAACAGUGACUGCACACUGUCUGAAUGGAUAUGAAGCAAUUUCUCAUAAUAGUUCCAAUGAUCAUUUCUCGGUUAAAUGCGAGCAAGGUGUUUGGGUGGCCGAAGUAGCGGAAGGUGCAUGCCAAAAAAAAGAUUGUGGACCUCCUCUUGACUGGGCACACGGCACAUGCAUUGCGACCAACACAACGUACCAAUCUAUUGGACUGUGUUCCUGUAACACUGGAUACACUUUUACUGGACGAAAUAACAGCAUUGAAUGUCUUGCGAACGGAUCAUGGAGAGUUCCCGAUGUCAACUGCACUAUAAAAAACUGUGGCAAUCCACUAGCUGAUCCACAUCGCCACGAUGACACAUCAAACGGCACAGUUUUUUUGUCAACGGUAACAUUUCGGUGUAACGAAGGCUAUGAAUUGGUGGGAGCAAACACAUCAGUAUGUACGGAAUUGUCUAAAUGGCGACCAGAUGUUCCAAAUUGCAAAAUAAAAGAUUGUGGACAUCCUCCUGAUUUAGCAUACGGCACAUGCAUUGCUAUCAACACUACAUUCAAAUCUAUUGUACUGUGCUCCUGUAACACUGGAUACACUUUUACUGGACAAAAUAGCGGCAUUGAAUGUCUCGCGAACGGAUCAUGGAGAGGUCCCGAUGGUAGCUGCACUAUAAAAAAUUGUGGACCUCCUCCUUAUUGGGCAUACGGCAGAUGCAUUACUACCAAGACUACGUACCAAUCUACUGGACGGUGCUCCUGUAACACUGGAUACACAUUUACUGGACGAAAUACCAGCAUUGAAUGUCUCGCGAACGGAUCAUGGAGAGUUCCCGAUGGCAACUGCACUAUAAAAAAUUGUGGCAAUCCACUGGCUGAUCCACAUCGCCACGAUGACACUUCAAACAGCACAGUUUUUUUGUCAACGGUUACAUUUUUGUGUAACGAUGGCUAUGAAUUGGUGGGAGCAAACACAUCAGUAUGUACGGAAUUGUCUAAAUGGAGACCAGAAGUUCCAAAUUGCAAAAUAAAAGAUUGUGGACAUCCUCCUGAUUUAGCAUACGGCACAUGCAUUGCUACAAACUCUACGUUCCAAUCUAUCGGACUGUGCUCCUGUAACACUGGAUACACUUUGACUGGACGAAAUAGCGGCAUUGAAUGUCUCGCGAACGGAUCAUGGAGAGGUCCCGAUGGUAGCUGCACUAUAAAAAACUGUGGCAAUCCAUUACCUGAUUUGAAUCGCCGUGAUGACAUUUCAAACGGCACAGUUUAUUUGUCAACGGUAAUUUUUUCGUGUAACGAUGGCUACGAGCUUGUUGGAGAAAACACAUCCCUCUGUACGGAUUUGUCCAAAUGGCGACCAGAAGUUCCUCGAUGCAAAAUAAAAGAUUGUGGACCUCCUCUUGACUGGGCACACGGCACAUGCAUUGCGACCAACACAACGUACCAAUCUAUUGGACUGUGCUCCUGUAACACUGGAUACACUUUUACUGGACAAAAUAACAGCAUUGAAUGUCUUGCGAACGGAUCAUGGAGAGUUCCCGAUGGCAACUGCACUAUAAAAAACUGUGGCAAUCCACUAGCUGAUCCACAUCGCCACGAUGACAAAUCAAACGGCACAGUUUUUUUGUCAACGGUAACAUUUUGGUGUAACGAAGGCUAUGAAUUGGUGGGAGCAAACACAUCAGUAUGUACGGAAUUGUCUAAAUGGCGACCAGAUGUUCCAAAUUGCAAAAUAAAAGAUUGUGGACAUCCUCCUGAUUUAGCAUACGGCACAUGCAUUGCUAUCAAUACUACAUUCAAAUCUAUUGUGCUGUGCUCCUGUAACACUGGAUACACUUUUACUGGACAAAAUAGCGGCAUUGAAUGUCUCGCGAACGGAUCAUGGAGAGGUCCCGAUGGUAGCUGCACUAUAAAAAAUUGUGGACCUCCCCCUUAUUGGUCAUAUGGCACAUGCAUUACUACCAAGACUACGUACCUAUCUACUGGACGGUGCUCCUGUAACACUGGAUACACUUUUACUGGACGAAAUAACAGCAUUGAAUGUCUCGCGAACGGAUCAUGGAGAGUUCCCGAUGGCAACUGCACUAUAAAAAAUUGUGGCAAUCCACUGGCUGAUCCACAUCGCCAAGAUGACACUUCAAACGGCACAGUUUUUUUGUCAACGGUAACAUUUUUGUGUAACGAUGGCUAUGAAUUGGUGGGAGCAAACACAUCAGGCUGCACGGAAUUGUCAAAAUGGAGACCAGAAGUUCCAAAUUGCAAAAUAAAAGAUUGUGUACAUCCUCCUGAUUUAGCAUACGGCACAUGCAUUGCUACCAACACUACGUUCCAAUCUAUUGGACUGUGCUCUUGUAUCACUGGAUACACUUUGACUGGACAAAAUAGCAUCGAAUGUCUCGCGAACGGAUCAUGGAGAGGUCCCGAUGGCAUAUGUACUAUUAAAAACUGUGAAAAUCCAUUCGCUGAUCCAAAUCGCCAUGAUGACACUUCAAACGGCACAGUUUAUUUGUCAACGGUAACAUUUUCAUGCCACGAUGGCUACGAGCUGGUGGGAGCAAACACAUCAAUCUGUACGGCAUUAUCUACAUGGCGACCACAAGUUCCAAAUUGCAAAAUAAAAGACUGUGGACCUCCUCCUGAUUUAGCACACGGCACAUGUAUAGCUACCAGCACUACGUUCAGAUCGAUUGGACGUUGUUCCUGUACUACUGGAUACCAUUUUACUGGAAGAAAUAGCAGUACUAAAUGCCUUUCGAACGGAUCAUGGAGGGGUCUCGAUGGAAGCUGCGCUAUAAAAGAGCCUGUGAUCAUUUCAUUUGAAACAAAUGGAUCACGAUUCAAUGGUGACAACAACAUCUUGGAUACAUUUCAAAUACCCAACAGGUUUCCUUACUUUGGAACAUACUACACGUUAUUCAGGCCAAGCAUGAAUGGGUUCAUCGCUCUCGACUUCCAGCCACUCUACAAUCAAUAUGGUGGCGAAACUCCCAGCGAGUGGACAGCUGCCAUUCAGAAACAUAUCGUCAUUGCUCCGCUGUGGACUGACAUUGACAGCAGAAAUAUAUCUAAUGGUGGACUGUGGAUCCACGUUUUAACUGAGAGAGACAAGGCUGACGUUUUAAACAUCCAGGACCGCGUUCGCCAAUACACCAACCAAACUGAGUUCAAUGUCAGUGUGGCCCUGGUCGCCACGUGGAAACACGUGACGGUCCACUCGCCAUACGAACCCGGAUAUGAACUCGUCAAUCAUCAGAACCUUUCGAUGCAGGUUAUAUUAGUGACAGACGGUAUGUUUACGUACAUUAUGUUCAACUACGACAGAGAACAGUUCAGCAUCAGACCAUUACCGGAAGUAUCUGUUGCCAGUGGUUACACGCAUUUGGACUAUUCCGCAUCCGUUCUGUCUACAAGAAACAACUUUACAAAUCUAAUUAAGGAAUCCAACGUGAACCCAUCGUUCCCCGGUCGAUGGCUGUACAACGUUACAGCUAUAACAGUCUCCAUGUUGAACGAGACUAGAUGUUUGCAAUUUGUAAAGGCAAAUAACUACACAUUACAGAGCUUUAUUACGGAACAGCUAGUCUAUGCAUUACCCUGUCCCUGCCAGGAGGUGCUUAUGUUAGAGGAUUACACGUUUACUCGGAAAGAUGAGAUAUUACCUGGUAUCGGAACCAAGUUCACCCACACCACAUGCUACGAGUCCUGGUUCUUCAGCGCCUACGGGAUCAAACAAAGAUGCUGCUACAUGUUCAGCAAAUUGCAGUCUCAGUAUCCGGGGGCUGUAGCAGCGGAGUUUGAGAACUCCACCAUUGCAUCACUCCUCCAGGAGGGUUACUACCAGUGCUGCUCUCCUGAUGGCAGCCAGAAAUACUGUCACCUGUACCAGCAGAUCAACCCUCCUGAUGACUGCUCAAGAUACACGAUCAGUGAUGAAAUACAAAUGGCGGACAAAAAAGACAGCGCAAAGAUUGAAGACUUGUCGGUGGAUGUGGAGAAAUAAGCGACCAAUCCUCGAAAUCGGGUCUUGGGAAAUGUACAAAAUUAUGGUGAGCAGAGAAAAUCCGAAUCGAAUAUUGACAGUGUUUAUAACGUGUCGGAUGUUUAUACCUAUGUACAGAGAUUUGAAGAAGAUGUUUGGGUUCGGAUAGAAAAUCAUAUAUAAUUUCUCCCAACGGUAAUCAUAUUACUUGCAAUGGAUUUACCAUUUGUAUAAUUUGUGUGAUGUUAUGUGUAAGUACGAUGCAGUUUAUGUGUUGAUUUUGUCCUGUACUAAACAUGAUUGUUUCCAUACUUAUAACACAUGUUGUAAUAUUAUUGUAGCUUGUGUAUUGGGUGAUGAUGAGAAAAUGUAUUAAACAUCCAGUGUUAACAUAUGCAACAGUUCAAUACUUGGUGUUCGAUUGUGCCGCUUAUUGAGUCAUUCUACAAUAUACUUAAACUCGGGCGAUAUGGACACACUAAUGUUGGAAAUGAAGUUUGUAAGUUUAAGGAUGCUUCUUAUAAUCUCUCAUGUACAACAUUACACGUGCAUGUUGUACACUCGCGCACAACUCGCUCGUUUAUUUCACCAAUUUUUUUGUUGUAGACCUGAAAAAAGGGAAGGUUUUCAUAAUGGCAAAAUAUCGCUGUCAUUUUGUUAUCUAGUUGCUUCUAAUGCACCCUAUCAACAUUGUUACAAUUAUUCCUUUAUAUAAACCGUUCUUAAAAUUAUAUGUUAACCUGUAUAUUUUUGUUUGCAUAAAACGUAUACGUUACUGAACUUUA